Trichoderma aggressivum f. europaeum is the source of this 1395-nucleotide messenger RNA. RefSeq lists its product as uncharacterized. Gene Ontology annotation, molecular function: transmembrane transporter activity. The record is from RefSeq and is a predicted model, not a curated record. Gene Ontology annotation, biological process: transmembrane transport. The transcript is spliced from 4 exons. The coding region runs from base 1 to 1395 and encodes 464 amino acids. NCBI's taxonomy places the organism in Eukaryota, Fungi, Ascomycota, Sordariomycetes, Hypocreales, Hypocreaceae.
AUGGGCGUUGUAUCCUUCUUCAAGGCCAGGUCGCUCAAGGCCGACGACAAGAACCGCACAAAAGCUGCUGAGCUGACACUGAGAGAGUCCCUCUUCCCAAUCGCCCUCGUCACCGUCCUGUUUUUCCUCUGGGGAUUCAGUUACGGCCUGCUCGACACGCUCAACAAGCAUUUCCAGAACACGCUCCAUAUCGACCAGGCGCGUUCCUCUGGUCUGCAGGCCGCUUACUUUGGCGCAUAUCCAUUGGCCUCUCUCGGACACGCCGCCUGGAUUCUCCGUCACUAUGGAUACAGAGCCGUCUUCAUCUGGGGUCUUUUCCUGUACGCUGUAGGCGCUGCCAUUGCCAUCCCCUGCAUCAAGGCCAAGUCGUUUGGAGGCUUUUGCGCCUCCAUCUUCAUCAUCGGCAAUGGCCUUGGCUCUCUGGAGACUGCCGCCAAUCCUUUCAUCACAGUUUGCGGCCCACCGAAGUACUCUGAGAUCCGAAUCAACGUUUCCCAGGCUUUCAACGGUAUUGGCACAGUGAUUGCCCCCGUCCUUGGUUCAUACGUCUUCUUCAACUUCAGCGACGAGCGUGCGCUUCAGAACGUGCAAUGGGUUUACCUGGCCAUUGUUGUCUUUGUUCUCCUCUUGGCGACUAUGUUCUUCCUCGCCAAGAUCCCCGAGAUUACGAAUGCUGAUAUGGCAUUCCAAGCCGAAGAGGCCCACGGCAGCUCGGAUGACCAGCCACUUUGGAAGCAGUACAGACUUUUCCACGCCGCGCUUGCCCAGUUCUGCUAUACCGGUGCCCAGGUUGCUAUCGCCAGUUCCUUCAUCAACUAUGCCGUGGCAACUAGACCGGGAACUUCGAACAGUCUUGGCUCUAAGCUGUUUGCCGGUGCCCAGGCCGCUUUCGCCAUCGGUCGAUUUACGGGAAGUGGUAUAAUGCGGUUUGUGAAGCCAAGAUGGAUCUUCCUCGUCUUCAUCAGCAUGUGCAUCAUCUUCAUUUGCCCAGCCAUCACUCAAAAGAACAACACCGGUGUCGCUAUGCUCUACGUUGUCCUCUUUUUCGAGUCUGUCUGCUUCCCCACCAUUGUUGCCCUUGGAAUGCGUGGUCUCGGCAGACACACCAAGCGUGGCAGUGGCUUCAUCGUCGGCGGUGUUGUCGGUGGUGCCUGUGUACCCCCCUUGACCUUUGUGGCUGCAGAGCGUCAGGGCAGCGGCAUUAGCAUGGUCGUCCCCCUAUCUUUCCUCAUCGUGGCCUGGUCGUAUGCCUUCUGCGUCAACUUUGUGCCUGCGUAUCGGGAUGUCGUCGAUGCCUUUAGCGAGACCGAGGUUGGCACCCAGGGCCACACGAACGAUGAGGAGAUUGCGGAGAAGCUGGACCAUGAGAAGCCCGUGGUCACUACUGUCCAGUAA